AUGGCUUCGAAAUUCGAGGAGGCGCUCACCAAGGCCAUCGAGGAUGGCACUGCGGCAGGAGCAGCUGCUAUCGCCGUUGACAAAACAGGUUCGGCCCUGUCCUGCUCCAGUACCCUCCUAACAACAAUCUGCAUCCUCCAAUGCGUCGAGCGCGGCGCCUUCGCCCUCGACGAUCCGGUCUCUAAGACACUCAAGGAGUUCGAAACCUGCACCAUCAUCACCGGCAUGGACGGCGACAAGCCCAUCAUUGAGCCCUCGCCUCGCUGCCCCACGCUGCGUGAGCUCCUCACGCACUCUUCGGGCUGUACGUAUACCGCAAUGCACCCCAUCUUGUCCGAGUACUGGACCAAGCACCUCGGACGGGAACCGGACGUCGUCAACAACAACGUCAUAUACCAGCACUCAAACCCACUGGUCUUCGCGCCUGGCACCGCUUGGGCCUACGGUUGUGGCGUUGACUGGGCGGGCGUCAUGGUGGAACGUGUCUCCGGCCAGAGACUUGAGGCCUACAUGAAGGAGCACAUCUUCGACCCGCUCUCCAUGCCCCUCUCAACCUUCCACCCAACACGCAACCCAGACUUCAUGGCCAAGCUCGCCAUCCGUCCCAUGCGCCACCCCGAAACCGGCAAGCUCGUCCCCGACACGACAGGCACCUACCCCAUAAUCGACCCAGACGACGACCUCGGCGGCGCCGGCCUCUACUCCUCCGCCCCCCAAUACAUCAAGGUCCUCGCCUCCCUCCUCGCUAACGACGGCCGUCUCCUCACCCCUAACUCCCGCGCCGAGCUCCUGCGUCCCUGCCUCAGUCCCGAGGCCGAAGCCGUGCUGAACAUGGCGCUGUCGGGCCCGUUUGCGCCGUUCCUGGCCCCUGGAUACAGCGUUGCGGGCGAGAAGGCCGGGAAGGGCGGGGAGGAGGUCCAUUAUAGCUAUGCGAUUGGUGGGGGAGUGGUUGUGAAUGAAGGGGGGAUUGGUGGGUUGGCGGAUCCGGGGUUGGUGUAUUGGUCGGGACUGCCGAAUUGUAAUUGGUUCAUCGAUGUGGAGAGGGGUGUGGCGGGCGUGUAUAUUGCGCAUCUGAUGCCGGCUGGUGACAAGCCGACGCAAGAUCUGUAUAGGGCGUGGCAUGAGGCAGUGUAUAAGAUGGUUGGACAGUGA
Molecule: messenger RNA, 1152 nt
Organism: Cyphellophora europaea CBS 101466
Lineage: Eukaryota; Fungi; Ascomycota; Eurotiomycetes; Chaetothyriales; Cyphellophoraceae
Exons: 5
Coding region: 1-1152 (383 amino acids)
Source: RefSeq, a predicted model, not a curated record